This is a messenger RNA of Mandrillus leucophaeus (drill), 1348 nucleotides long. It is a transcript of the gene EN2, whose product is annotated as engrailed homeobox 2. Gene Ontology annotation, molecular function: DNA-binding transcription factor activity, RNA polymerase II-specific; RNA polymerase II cis-regulatory region sequence-specific DNA binding. Bases 1 to 1005 code for a protein of 334 amino acids. Gene Ontology annotation, cellular component: nucleus. The transcript has 7 exons. Gene Ontology annotation, biological process: regulation of transcription by RNA polymerase II; neuron differentiation; multicellular organism development. The record is from RefSeq and is a predicted model, not a curated record. Lineage: Eukaryota; Metazoa; Chordata; Mammalia; Primates; Cercopithecidae.
AUGCGCCCGCCCGCCCCCUCCCCGGCCGAGCUUCUGUCGGCGCCAACCCACCCACCAGGCUCUGUCCGCGCCAAGCGCGCCCCUGGCGGACCUGGAGCGGGGAAAGGCGAAGCGCUGGGCACGCGAGGGCCUGUUAUUCGGAAGAAGUCCCAGACCCUAGACCCAGCCUCCCAGAACCCGUCCCUGAGCUCGCCUGGUGGGCCUGUAGGCGGGUCCUCCUUUGCUCAGAGGCCGGGUCGGAGCGUCAGCACCAGGAGCCGAGGGUGGCUCUCUGCUCGCCCGGGGGAAGGUGUUUCUCUCCUGUCGGCCCCAAUUCCCCGCCCGGCGCCUGGGGCCUGGCCCUGCGGGGCUCGGCUCCUGGCCGGGGGCGCAGAGCUGGCCCGGCCUGCUUUGGCUGGGGUGGAGAUCUCGCUGUCAGGGAUUGUUGGGCGUCUCUGCCCCGCGACGAGCCUGGGAAAUAUGGAGGACCGUCCUCCGCAAGCGGGUGUUGCGGGCGCUCUCCAAUACCCGGCGACCCACGAAUUCCUCCUCUUCCUCCAGCCAACCCCACGGCCCAGCCUGCAGACCCUGCGCGGCCAGGUCUCCGCCCACCGGCCCGCCAGGCGCCCCGGAGCCAACCUGGGCGCGCAGCCCAUGCUCUGGCCGGCGUGGGUCUACUGUACGCGCUACUCGGACCGGCCUUCUUCAGGUCCCAGGUCUCGAAAACCAAAGAAGAAGAACCCGAACAAAGAGGACAAGCGGCCGCGCACGGCCUUUACCGCGGAGCAGCUGCAGAGGCUCAAGGCCGAGUUCCAGACCAACAGGUACCUGACAGAGCAGCGGCGCCAGAGCCUGGCGCAGGAGCUCAGCCUCAACGAGUCACAGAUCAAGAUUUGGUUCCAGAACAAGCGCGCCAAGAUCAAGAAGGCCACGGGCAACAAGAACACGCUGGCCGUGCACCUCAUGGCACAGGGCUUGUACAACCACUCCACCACGGCCAAGGAGGGCAAGUCGGACAGCGAGUAAGGCGGGGGGGCAUGGAGGCCAGGUCUCAGUCCGCGCUAAACAAUGCAAUAAUUUAAAAUCAUAAAGGGCCAGUGUAUAAAGAUUAUACCAGCAUUAAUAGUGAAAAUAUCGUGUAUUAGCUAAGGUUCUGCAAUAUUCUAUGUAUAUAUAAUUUACAAGUGGUAUAAAAUCCAAAAUAUCUGACUAUAAAAUAUUUUUGUUUUUUGUGUUUAUGAGAUUAUGCUAAUUUUAUGGGUUUUUUUUCUUUUUUUGCGAAGGGGGCUGCUUAGGGUUUCAUCUUUUUUUAAUCCCCUAAGCUACAUUAUAUGACAUUGGACACUUUUUUAUUAUUUCAAAAGAAGAA